AUGGACGAGUGCCACCAGCAAGACGGAGAUACUCCGGUAGAUCUGCCCGGGGAGCCUCCCUCCUACGAUAGCCUCCUCGAUCCUCCGAUUCUCCGUCGAAAAUAUAAUAUUCAGCCGCGCGAAGACGAAGGCCGCGAGAUCCUUCCAGCCUACUCGAGUGCUAUCAGCAUACAGAAUGUGUUCUCCAAGAAGAUGGAGCUCGAGGGCGUUGUACAGAAAGCUAGAGAUAGGACCUGGUACAAGGUGCUGGCCACAUUGCAGGGGACGGCGUUGAAAUUUCAUAAACUGAAAGGCCAUUCGCUAUUCCUUGGGAAGGAUGAUGGCGAGAAGCUGGGAAGCUCGAUUUCCUCCAAGAAAGGCUCUUUCUUGAAGAGCUACAAUCUUCAGUAUGCGGAUGUUGGCAUUGCUGCUGAUUAUAUCAAGAAGCCCUUCGUGAUACGCGUUCGCGCCGAGACGGACCAGUUUCUCCUCUCUUGUAACAAGAUUGAAACUUUUGUUACGUGGCUCCAGUCCCUCUUCGCUGCUAUCGACCUCGCACCACCCCUCGAUGACCGGGAAAUCCCCCGCGAUAUUUCCAUCCCUCGAAGAACCCGCAGACGCGCAAGAGCUAGGAUUUCAACUGUUCGGCCCGACGCAAAUUUAGUCCGGGAACAAGAAGAAAUUAUCUCGAGCCAGUUUCCCCGGCUAGGCGAGGCGAGCGUGGACAAUGCAGAUACGUCCACGACCCAAGAAGACAUCGAGACCUUUGCCGAGGAAACAGAAUCGUCUUGCACCCCUCCUUCGAUUGCCGUUUCAUCUCCCACGCAAUCAGAAUCCCGGCCAAACCUGUUCUCAAGGGCACGUCAGGCCAUUUAUUCUACUACGCACCUGAACCUCACAGCAGCCGCGACUCCCAAUCCCUCCAUAACUUCUGAUGGUAAAUGGCGACCUGAACACCAGUGGACACCUUUUUACGACAUGUUGUAUGCGAAACGUUGUAUGGCUAUCCUCACCCUCCGCAGUCCCAGGAAGAGUAAUCUGGUAAUUGUGAAGGGAAAGCAAUGGAUCGUGGACUUGGCCACGGGGAAGCUGGAGAGAUAUCAGCCUCCUGAUUAUGGGGAGCUUGAGGGGAAGGAAUUGACUGGUGGGUCGGCUGUUAGACGGAAUAGGAUUUUUACCAGAGCCUAG
Drepanopeziza brunnea f. sp. 'multigermtubi' MB_m1 is the source of this 1167-nucleotide messenger RNA. RefSeq lists its product as uncharacterized. NCBI's taxonomy places the organism in Eukaryota, Fungi, Ascomycota, Leotiomycetes, Helotiales, Drepanopezizaceae. The record is from RefSeq and is a predicted model, not a curated record.